Molecule: messenger RNA, 1815 nt
Organism: Aspergillus affinis
Lineage: Eukaryota; Fungi; Ascomycota; Eurotiomycetes; Eurotiales; Aspergillaceae
Product: tyrosine--tRNA ligase MSY1
Exons: 5
Coding region: 1-1815 (604 amino acids)
Biological process (GO): tyrosyl-tRNA aminoacylation
Cellular component (GO): mitochondrion; cytosol
Molecular function (GO): ATP binding; tyrosine-tRNA ligase activity; RNA binding
Source: RefSeq, a predicted model, not a curated record
AUGCGAUCGCCGAUCCGACAGACGAUAUCCGGCGCUCGCAGCUACGCGCGGACUUCCGAAUCCCUACGAGCGAAUCCUCUCCGUACAACGACCAUUCGACCAGUAUUGCAGACGAAGAUUCUCGAGAGCGAGAUUGUACAUAAACGAGCCAUCUCGCAAAAGGUUAUCAAGCGGCAGAAAGAGGCCGAGGAGGAAUGGGCGAGAUUUGCGGAGGAGACCCGAGCGGGAGAGAGGCAGAACUUUGUGCAGUUUCUGGAGGAGAGAGGAUUGGUACACGAUGUUGUUGGUGAACGAGAUCUGUUGCAUAAGGUGUUCACCGAGAAGAGAACUGGUAUCUACGUGGGCGUUGACCCGACGGCUCCUUCGAUGCAUGUUGGACAUAUGUUGCCUUUUAUGGUCUUGGCUUGGGGUUACGUCUGGGGCUUGCCGGUGACGUUCUUGCUGGGAGGUGCCACGUCGCGAGUCGGUGAUCCUACCGGAAGAUUGCAGGGACGGGAGCAAGUCCAUUCCUCGAUCCGCAAAGCCAACAUGGCAAGCAUGCACAUGCAGUUGAAGCGACUCGGCGCGAGCAUCGAAGCGUACGGUCGCAGACACGGACACGAGAAGACGAUGAACUGGAGGCGGGCUUUGACAAAUAACAACACCUGGUGGAACGGCACGCCCUUCCUGGAGGUGCUGCGCGAUCUUGGCGCGUAUAUGCGAGUGGGCCCUAUGCUGGGGAGAGAAACCGUCAAGAAUCGCCUUGCUAAAGGUGACGGGAUGUCCUUCGCCGAGUUCUCUUAUCCUUUGAUGCAAGCUUGGGACUGGUGGGUGCUCUUCAAAAAAGGCUGCCAGGUUCAGGUAGGAGGCUCGGAUCAGUACGGAAAUAUCCUCUUUGGAAUGGACGCUGUUAAGGCCAUCAGCAAAAACACUGCCAUGGAACUAGAGCGUAAUCCUCUGGAUGACGAUCUCGACAAGCCAAUUGGCUUUACUACGCCGUUGCUAACGGCUCCGAACGGUGAAAAAUUCGGCAAGUCUGCCGGAAACGCUAUUUGGCUUGACAAAGAUAUGACUUCGACAUUCGAGCUGUAUCAGUUCUUUGUCCGCACUCCCGAUGACGUAGUUGAGCGCUACUUGAAGAUGUUCACCUUCAUUCCCAUCCCUGAAAUCACGAAGAUCAUGGAAGAGCAGGUCAAAGACCCGUCCAAACGGGUCGCACAGCAUGCUUUGGCGUCUGAGUUCGUUGAACUCAUCCAUGGCAAGCAGGAGGCGGACGCCGUCGCUACGCAACACCGCCAGUUGUUCAGGUCGCGAUCCUCGACGGCGGAGCCGACUCCUAUGCCCAAGACAACUCGCGCCCCUGCCAAAAAUUCAAACUUGCCAACAGCAUCCUUCGACAACCCGCAAGCGGGCAACGCCCACGCACCGCAAGUCAACUUCACGAACAUGCCGAGCAUCCAAGUAACUCUGCCCGAGUCUUUGGUGUAUAACCAGCCGUUGCAUAAGGUCCUCUGGUCCGCCGGAUUGGUCGCAUCGAAGAGCGAGGGGCAUCGUAUUGCCGGAAACAAGGGUGCUUAUGUCGGAAGCCGUGGCGGGGAUAGCGGCAUGAUGUCGGAUGACCUCUCCUUCACGCCCAUCACAUCAUGGCCUGGGUCGAAGACCAAAGAAUUCAUUGUGGAUGGCAAACUGUUGUUCCUGAAGUUGGGCAAGUGGAAGUUCAAGACCGUGACGAUUGUCAGUGACGAGGAGUACAAGCAGCUCGGCCUCAGCGCGCCCGGAUGGGAGCCGGAGGUGUCGGAAUCCGAGUCUUCUGAUUCCGAUCCAACGAAGCAAUAA